AUGGCUUCGGCUGGCAAAACCUUCAUUGUCGAGCAUCUCGACCCAGAGCUUGGCCCUUGGUCAGAGCUCGAGUACCUAGCCAUCGCAGCUGAGAGUGAGGAGACCAAAGCCAAAUUCAUCCUCUCCUGCCUGCCUCCCAACUUUCAAGUUCCGGCUGCAUUGGCUGCCAGCAAGGCCUUCACGGCAGAGCACCGCGGGGUCGAGGAGCUUUACGCCGGCCAGAAGUCUCGAGUCUGCCUUUUGGAUCCCGCGGCAGCCAAGGAUUUGGCGCCCGAAGACGGCGAGACAUUCGAUGCGUUUCUAUUUGGAGGCAUUUUGGGGGAUGAUCCUCCUCGAGACCGAACCUCUGAACUGAGAAAGAAGGGAUUUGAGGGCAGACGGUUGGGCCCAAAGCAAAUGACUACAGACACAGCCGUCCGAGUGACUCGAAUGGUCGUACAAGAUAAGAUAUCCCUUGACCAAGUGCCGUAUCUGGACUUUCCAGAGCUCAAGUUUAACGAACAUGAAAGCACUCAGAUGCCGUUUCGCUAUGUCUCAGGCGUAGAUGGAAAGCCAAUCAUGCCAAAGGGAAUGGUCGAAUUAAUACAAAAGGACGCUGAUAAAUCUGUGGAUGACCUAUUUUGA
Messenger RNA from Trichoderma aggressivum f. europaeum, 624 nucleotides. RefSeq lists its product as uncharacterized. The record is from RefSeq and is a predicted model, not a curated record. The transcript has 5 exons. Gene Ontology annotation, molecular function: protein-arginine omega-N monomethyltransferase activity. Gene Ontology annotation, biological process: peptidyl-arginine methylation. Bases 1 to 624 code for a protein of 207 amino acids. NCBI's taxonomy places the organism in Eukaryota, Fungi, Ascomycota, Sordariomycetes, Hypocreales, Hypocreaceae.